Molecule: messenger RNA, 330 nt
Organism: Dibothriocephalus latus
Lineage: Eukaryota; Metazoa; Platyhelminthes; Cestoda; Diphyllobothriidea; Diphyllobothriidae
Source: the annotation of a GenBank genome assembly
GUUGGGGAAUACAUAUUCUUCGUGGGCAUGACAAUCGAAAUAACGCUGAAGAUUCUGGCGGACGGUUUUAUUUUCACACCGAAUGCUCUUCUCAAAGAUUUCGGAGGCUUUUUGGAUCUAUUCACGUACACACUCAGCCUGGUUUUUGUCAGCUACCUAAUGCGGGUGGAGAAGCUAGGACCCAGUUCUGCUGGACAGCUCCUAUUGGUCCUCCGCUGUCUUCGUCCUCUUCGCAUAUUCUGUCUGGUCCCACAGAUGCGUCGUGUCGUCUAUGAACUUGUACGGGGAUUUCGGGAAAUCCUAAUGGCAAGUUCUGUAUCUUUGUGCUGA